This is a messenger RNA of Linum trigynum, 8851 nucleotides long. NCBI's taxonomy places the organism in Eukaryota, Viridiplantae, Streptophyta, Magnoliopsida, Malpighiales, Linaceae. The record is from the annotation of a GenBank genome assembly.
UACUUUCACUCGGCCGAUUGGCCGCCUCAUUCCUUCUUAUGUUUCUUUCAAUAGCGCCGAACAACCCUUAUCUAGUCUCUCCCUUGUUUAGUUAUAGCCGCUUCUUAUUUGCUUCUCUUCUCCGCACUCCAAGUUGGUGGUGCUCGUCUUACCCAUAUGGUAUCGUUAUUAGCUUCCCUUAACUUUUGUAUUAGCCGGUAAGGAUUCAAUUUGUUUCUUCCAAGGGUUUUUUGGAUCUAGGUUAAUAUAUUAUGAGUUUUGUUUUGCAAGUGGGUGAAUAUGUUGUUUAGAUUUUGUUUGAUUUGCCAUUUGUUGAGCUUCACACUCUCUUGUUUUGUUUCUCUCCUGGACUAGCCAUUGGUGACGGAUGAUUAGGCUCCACAGAGGAAUAAAGAAUGCACGGGGCGAGUGAAGCGAUGAUAGCGAAGGUCUGGCAAGAUUAGUGGCCGUCAUUUCGAUUUUGCUGUCUUUCUAAGUCCAAUUAGCUUUUUUCAUUGUUUGUACGCAUAGUCCAUGUUGUAUUUUAUUAAGGUACAUUUUUUACUCAAGGAAUGGGAUAAGAGUUGAGUAAUUGCCACCAUCUUUAAAUAAAAAACUUAUCAAAGAUUAGUUCUCCACACGUCAAAUGCAUAGGGAUAACUAAUUGUCCCUAUAAGUUUCUAAAUCUGUAUCUCCAAAUACACAUGUUUAGAGACUAUUACUCGUUCCUAAAAAUGAUAUAGGAGACAAUUAGUUUUCUCCAAAGAUAUAGUAUAAAGGACCAAUUGUCAUCCUCAAAUGCUAAAACUUUAGGGGAUGAUUUGUUGACUUCAAUUUGAUACAUAUUGGGACGACAUGUUGACCCCAAAUAUACACAACACAGACAUGCUAGGGGACAUAUUUUUUACUUAGAAAAAAUUUUUAGGGGACAAUUUAGUGUCUCCAAAGUAAUGAUUAUAGGGACGACAUUUUUUCUUACAUCGGGGGAAAACGAGACAACAACUCCUGAAUAUCAAGGAUGACUAUUGUCCCUACUACAAAGGAGGACCUAAAUUUUGUCGUCCUUAAAACAAUAUAGGACAAGCGUAUAAGGGACGGAACAUUGGGGGACAACUUUUGGCGUCCCCAAACUUUCUCUUUUUGUAGUGAUUGUACUCAUCAGGAUUGUAGUGAUCAUCAAACUGAUCUGAGACCUACCUCGAUGCAACGCCCUUGUUCCUCCCAUGGGAACCAUUCGCCCGUGAACUCGUAGGAAAAACUACAGUAGAAGCCUCUAACUCCUAUAACCCUACAUCUACAUCUGCCUCUGACUGAUGUGCGAUCUGUCGAGUGCGCUUCUUUUCCUUAUUCUUCUUUGGCACCGUCCUUCAUGUUGAUGCAUCAACAUUCCUACCAUCGAAUCUAGGAAACUCACUCACUCCCGCCCGCAUCUAUAUCUAAUUAUGAUGAGGACAUCAAUGGGCAGUCACACGUGCUAAGGCAAGGAUGUUGAAGGAGAAGCUUGCUACAUAUUUGGAGAGCUACUUUGGAGCCAUGGACGUGGAGCUAUUUCGAGGGAAGCCAUAUAUGAUGAUUCGAGUGGACGAAGAAGGAGGAAGUGCUGAAGAGAUGGCAGAUUGCAAGAAGUAGCCUUAACGGGUUUGCUUAACGGGUCCACCCUUAACAGGUUUACUUAACGGGUCCAGGCUUAACAGUUUGGGCUUAACGGGUUUGCUGGGCUAUUUCCGAGUUUUCAUGUUUUAAAGUCGGUUUAUGAUUGUUUUUCCAUGCUGGAGUCGGAUUUUGGGUUGUACUUUGCCUAUUUAAAGGGCUGAACACGUUGGUUUGCCCUUAGACGAUUAUUAUUGAAUUUUAGAGGCUAUUGUCGAGUUCCCUACACAGAAUUUGCCCUAAUUACUCUAUCGAGAAUCUCCAGAGUGCUAGAGUGACUCUUAUCAGCUAGGUAUUCACCCUAGUUGUGGCGAGCUACCCAUAUCGAUUGCCCUUUAUUCCGAGUUAAAUCUGUACGAUCGAUUCAUAUAUUGAUUGCCCUUAUUCACGGGUGAGUACUGUUCGAUCGAUUUCCAUCCUAUCCGGUUCUGUUUGGUUCGAGAAGCUUGACCCUGCGCUACUUUGAUUAUAUCAAGUGGUAUCAGAGCCUGGUUCAAAUCAGUGGCGUGUUCUUGAAGUUUUUUUGACUAUCUUGUGCGUUCUUGUUCGUGUUCUUGGUGGUUUGGUGCAAGUUCUUGAAGGUCUUGGCGUGUUCUUGAGCCGCAAGACAUGAGGUUGUUUGUUCUUGGGAGUUCUUGGUGUUUCUUGCGAGGGAAGAAGCAGGUUGUGUGAGUUCUUGUGUUCUUAGAGUUUUCUUCCAUCGCAAAUCAAUUAGAGAACAUUGCUCGUGCUCAAGAAGAGCAAAUAGCAAGGCUUGCCGAGCAAGCCACGAGGAUGGAGGUUGUCGAGACAAGGUUCCAGCAGCCGAUUGUGGUCAACGCAAACCCUAACCCUAGACCUUGACAAGAAGAAAGGGGAAGGGAAAACCAAACUCCUCCACCCUUGGUUCAUGAAUUACAACAUCAUAUGCGCCAACAUUGAUGCCUUGGAAUGCCUCGAGCUGAAAGGAGAGGGCGGCAACAACAUCAUGAAGGGGAGUUUAAUGACGAGAAAGAAGAGGGCUUUGAGGAGGAUGAUGAUUUGAGAAACCUCAAGGUCACGAUUCCACCUUUUCGCGGUACCACGAACUCUGAUGCUUAUUUGGAUUGGGAGAGAAAGAUGGAACUUGUGUUUGAUUGUCAUAACUACUCCGAGAAGAAGAAAGCGGCAUUGGUUGCCCUAGAGUUCUCGGAUUAUGCACUUGUUUGGUGGAAUGAUUUGGGAACGAGAUGAAGGAGAAACAGGCAGCGUCCUAUUGAGACGUGGGAUGAGAUGAAAGGAAUUAUGAGGGAUCGGUUUGUACCGACUUCCCAUUUGUGAGAUAUGUAUCAAAACCUCCAGCUUCUACGACAAGGAACUAAAAGCGUUAAAGAUUAUCACAAGGAGUUGGAAGUAUUGAUGAUACGUGCUUAUGUGAGAGAGGACCGCGAGGAUACCAUAGCUCGUUUUCUGUAUGGUCUCAGUCAAGAGAUCAAGAACGUGGUGGAGAUACAACCGUUCCUUGAACUUGAAGAUUUGGUGGAUAUGGCAAGUAAAGUGGAAUGGCAGCUUCGAAAUAGGAGGUUUCAACCCACCACGAAUUCCACACGUUUGAGCCAAGGAGUUGCAACCAACCCUAAGCCGCAACUGCCUAUGAAAGAAGCUCCUACACCCGCGGCAAGGGCUGAUUGUGCAAAUCUAGUUAUAAAGCAAAGUGGAUCGUCGAGAGAAAUUUGUUGUUUCAAAUGCCAUGGAAGAGGACACAUUGCGAGCCAGUGUGCUAAUAAGAAGACCCUGAUCUUACUUGAUAAUGGCGAGUAUGUAUCCCAUGAAGAGGGAGAGACCACCGAUUUUGAUGCCGAUGAGUCUAUGGAAAUGGAACCACCCCCAGGCAGCUUGUUUGUAGCACAGAGAGUAUUGACUGCGCAGCCUAACGAGGAGAGUGAACAGCGAGAAAAUAUCUUCCAUACGAGAUGUGUAGUUGAUGGAAAGGUGUUGUCUCUAGUGAUCGAUGGAGGAAGUUGCACGAACGUUGUGAGCACGUGUGUGGUGAAGCAUCCAAAGCCAUACACGCUGCAAUGGCUUAACAAUCACGGAUCCAUCAAAGUCACAAAGCAGGCACUAAUGAAGUUCGAGAUUGGAGAUUACAAAGAUGAGAUUUUGUGUGAUAUAGUGUCUAUGCAAGCUGCGCAUGUGCUUUUUGGCAGGCCAUGACAGUUUGAUCGACAAGCACAGCAUGAUGGAGUGACAAAUAAGUACAAGUUGCAACAUGGAGGACAGAACUUCGUGUUGAAGCCUCUGUCUCCAAGUGAAGUAUAUCAAGAUUAAAUCCAAAUGCAGCAACGUCGAGAGCAAGAAAAGGCAAGUAAUGCCUCGGCCAAGAAAUGAGAAGAAGGAGCUGGAAUGGUGGAUUCGAAGGCAUUGAUGCUAGCACGCAGUGGAGAUUUGAAGCAAGCUGCCUAUGCACGAGAACCUUUGAUUGUGCUCAUGUACAAGGACGUGCUUCUCAAUCAAGAGCUAGUCCAAGAAGUUCCAGCCGAAGCAAGAGUGGUGUUGGAUGAGUUCGAAGAUGUGUUUCCAGAGGAAGCACCAAAGGGGCUGCCUCCUAUUCGCGGGAUUGAGCACCAGAUUGAUUUCGUGUCGGGAUCUCAAAUUCCAAACAAGGAAGCAUAUCGAGCUAAUCCGGAAGAGACCAAAGAGCUGCUAAGGCAGAUUGACGAGCUCAUGGAGAAGGGGCAUGUUCGAGAAAGUUUGAGCCCGUGUGCAGUUCUGGUGAUUCUCGUGCCAAAGAAGGAUCACACGUGGCGGAUGUGUGUGGACUUCCGAGCCAUCAAUAAAAUUACAGUUAAGUAUCGUCAUCCAAUUACACGAUUAGAUGAUAUGCUUGAUGAAUUACAUGGCUCUACGGUGUUUUCCAAGAUUGAUUUGAGAUCAGGUUACCACCAAAUUCGUAUGAAGGAGGGAGACGAGUGGAAGACUGCGUUUAAGACCAAGCAGGGUCUAUACGAAUGGAUGGUGAUGCCCUUUGGUUUAAUCAAUGCUCCUAGCACGUUCAUGAGGCUGAUGAACCAUGUUUUGGGGCCAUUCAUUGACAAGUUCGUGGUCGUAUACUUCGACGACAUUAUGAUCUACUCGAAGUGCAUGGAGGAUCAUCUAAAUCACUUGAGAGAGGUGUUCGCGAUGUUGAAAAAGGAGAAAUUGUAUGCUAACCUCAAGAAGUGCUCGUUUUGCACUUCUAGUGUUAUUUUCCUUGGGUUUGUGGUGAGUGGAGAUGGUGUCAAGGUGGAUGAAGAGAAAUUGAAAGCAAUUCGCGAUUGGCCUAUUCCAACCAACGUGAAUGAGGUGUGGAGCUUUCAUGGGCUUGCUGGGUUCUAUCGUCGAUUUGUGCCAAUUUCAGCACCAUUGCCGCACCAUUGACAUCCAUCAUCAAGAAGAACGUGACGUUCUAUUGGGGAGAGGAGCAGACCAGAGCAUUCGAGCUGCUCAAGCACAAGCUCACACACGCACAUGUCCUGAUGUUGCUAGAUUUCAAUAAGACAUUCGAGGUGGAGUGUGAUGCUUCUGGUUUGGGAAUUGGAGCAGUGUUGAUGCAGGAGAAGAAGUCGAUUGCUUACUUCAGCGAGAAGUUGAGUGGGGCUUCCCUCAACUAUCCGACGUACGACAAGGAGCUUUAUGCUCUAGUUAGAGCCUUAGAGACGCGGCUCGAUGGGUCGUUGAAGUAUUUGAAAGCUCAACACAAGAUGAACAAGAGACAUGCUCGAUGGGUUGAGUUCAUUGAGGUCCUUUCCAUACGUGAUCAAGUACAAGCAGGGAAAAGAGAACAUAGUUCUUAAUGCCCUAUCUUGAAGGCAUUCGUUGAUCACAACAAUGAUGGUGAGUGGGGCUUCCCUCAACUAUCCGACGUACGACAAGGAGCUUUAUGCUCUAGUUAGAGCCUUAGAGACGCGGCUCGAUGGGUCGUUGAAGUAUUUGAAAGCUCAACACAAGAUGAACAAGAGACAUGCUCGAUGGGUUGAGUUCAUUGAGGUCCUUUCCAUACGUGAUCAAGUACAAGCAGGGAAAAGAGAACAUAGUUCUUAAUGCCCUAUCUUGAAGGCAUUCGUUGAUCACGACAAUGAUGGUGAAGUAUUUGGGUUUCGAGUAUAUCAAGGAGCUCUAUUCUGAUGAUGUUGACUUUGGGGAGAUCUAUAGAGCUUGUGAGCAGCAUGGCGAUGGGAAGUUCUAUCAAAGUGAUGGCUACUUGUUUCGAGCUAACCAGUUGUGUAUUCCUCGGUCAUCACUUCAAGAGUUGCUGUUGAAAGAGGCUCAUGGAGGAGGCUUAAUGGCACAUUUUAGUUUAGACAAGACGCUGAGUUGUCUACAAGAGCACUUCUAUUGGCCACACAUGAAGGGAGACGUGGAGAAUCUGUCUGCGAGGUGUGUGGAAUGCAAGCAAGCCAAGUCGAAGGUGCAAUCAUCUGGAUUGUACACACCAGUGCCGAUUCCAUAUGCUCCAUGGAUCGACAUCUCUAUGGAUUUUGUGCAUGGUUUUCCGCAGACAAGGAAGGGAAGAGAUUCGAUUUUUGUGGUGGUGGAUCUAUUCUCGAAGAUGGCACACUUUAUUCCGUGUCAUAAGACGAAUGAUGCUAUUAACGUGCCUGAUUUGUUUUUCAGGGAAGUGGCGUGAUUACAUGGGAUGCCACGUUCUAUAGUAUUCGAUCGAGAUACUAAGUUUCUGAGUUCCUUUUGGAAGACGUUGUGGAGCAAACUGGGGACAAAGCUGCUGUUCUCUACCACAUGUCAUCCUCAAACCGAUGGGCAAACAGAGGUUGUCAAUCGAACUCUGUCCCAAAUGCUGCGAGCUGUGAUCAGGAGCAACAUCAAGGUUUGGGAGGACUGCCUUCCCCACGUGGAGUUUGCUUACAACAGGAUGGUGCACUCGACGAUGAAGUUCACUCUGUUUGAGCUCGUGUAUGGUUUCAAUCCACUCACUCCUUUGGAUUUGAUGCCAUUACCUUUGAAUGAGCAGGUCAAUAUCGAUGGAGCCAAGAAAUCCGAGUUCGUGAAGAGUUUACAUGAGAAGGCGAGAUUGAACAUUGAGAGAAGGACGAAGCAGAUCAUGCGCAAUGUGAACAAAAAUAGGAAACCGAGGCACUUUGAAGUUGGCGACUGGGUGUGGGUGCAUUUGAGGAAGGAGAGGUUUCCCCAGCAGAGGAAAUCAAAGUUGAUGCCCCGAUGUGAUGGUUCUUUCCAGGUUGUUUCGAAGAUUGGAAGCAACGCCUACAAGAUCGACUUGUCGGGAGAGUAUGGAGUAAGUGCAACGUUUAAUAUUUCUGACCUUGCACCUUAUUUGGAUGGCAAUUCGAAUUUGAGGGCAAAUCCUUUUGAAGAAGGAGGGGCUGAUGAGGACAUCAAUGGGCCAGUCACACGUGCUAAGGAAAGGACGUUGAAGGAGAAGCUUGCGACAUAUUUGGAAAGCUACUUUGGAGCCAUGGACGUGGACCUAUUUCGAGGGAAGCUAUAUAUGAUGAUUCGAGUGGAGGAAGAAGGAAGAAGUGCUGAAGAGAAGGGAGAUUGCAAGAAGCAGCCUUAACGGGUCCAGCCUUAACGGGUUUACUUAACGGGUCCAGGCUUAAAGUUUUAGGCUUAACGGGUCCAAGCUUAACGUUUUGGGCUUAACGGGUCAAGGCUUAACGGUUUGGGCUUAACGGGUUUGCUGGGCUAUUUCCGAGUUUUCAUGUUUUAAAGUCGGUUUAUGAUUUUUUUCCAUGUUGGAGUUGGAUUUGGGUUGUACUUUGCCAAUUUAAUGGGCUGAACAAGUUGGUUUUCCCUUAGACGAUUAUUAUUGAAUUUCAGAGGCUAUUGCCGAGUUCCCUACGCGGAAUUUGCCCAAAUUACUCUGUCGAGAAUCUCCAGAGUGCUAGAGCGACUCUUAUCAGAUUGGUAUUCACCCUAGUUGUGGCGAGCUAGCUGACUCACUCCUACUGUCACUCUAGAAAAUGGCCAAGUGAAACCACUUCCUAAAGCGCUGUAUAACGGGUUUGGGUUUUAAUGUCAACCCGGGUCAUAGAUAUGAUGACUGCUCAGUGAAUUCUUAUUAUCUAGCGGUAAAACUUAAGUGCAGGUUCAAACAAACAAAGACACAAAGCAAGUUAAACGGUUGUUUCAAGUCGAGAGAGGUCACCCGGAUAUGGUUCCCCCUAGACUGCAGUUAAGCCGGAUUGCAAUUUACCAAGUUCAAUUUCUAUGAUAGUUAUACUGCGGAAGAUUCUUAAACAGUCCGAAGUCUCGACUAAAGGUCUCCAGACCCUCUCAGUCUGAAUCUCUAGCGGUUGACUAACCUCCACCGGAGUUAACAGACUGAGGCCCUAACAACAAAUACUUCACUACCGAAGUAAAUUCGGUACAGAAUAGUGAAUUGGCUCCUCGAAUAAAGUCGCCAAUUCACUACCUUCAAUUAAGGGUGCUCUAUCAACCUAGGCAGAUAUUCUCUUUCUAGGUUAAAUCAGAAACAACAGGAAUUUGAUCAGGAUCCAUGCCAUUCAAUCAUUCAAACCUCAAUUGAAUAUAAUCAAAUCAUAGAAUCUGCAAUUGGGUUCAUACAAUCAAACCUAACAUACAGAUCUAGGGUUUCCCAUACCCAGAUGAAUGGGAGAACUACUCCAUGGAGAAAGAAGCAAAAGCAGAUUCAGAUGCGGAAACCAUACUGUGAAGGAUGGAUUUCUGCUCUUGGGCGUCGAUCGGCACUCCUCCAAGCUCAAGCCAGGCUCCAAUGGUGAUGAAGAUCAAGCUAGGGCACUUGGGAACUCUUGUUUGUCGCUUUCUCUCUCUAGGAAUCGCUCUGUCUCUCUAAAACUCGAAUCCCCUUCUCUUUUGGCUGAAAUCUGCCUAAAAGGGCAUCACUAGGCAAAACACGGUCGAGGGCACGGCCGUGCUUUGCUCCAGCCCGCCCGUGCCCUGGCCAUGUGUUAAAAACACGGCCGCUACUUUGGGAAAACACGGGCGUGCUUGAUGAUGGACACGUCCGUGUUCUGGGACAGUCCCGCCCGUGUUUUGAGCUAGUGUUUGACAGUCUUGGAUCAAGCCUCGGCAGUAAAAUCACGGUCCAGGAACACGGCCGUGCUUUGAUUUAGGCGUGCCCGUGUUUUGGCUCCAGCUCGACCGAAUGACUUCCGAAUGCCCCAAAACUCGUGCUUAGCCUUUCCUUCGACGUCUGGGACCUGAAAUAUGACAAAGGAGCACAACCCGGCGUAAAAUAGGCCAAAAAUACAUGACUAUGCCCCCU